AAUCGUACCAGCACCACCCAAUCGAGCUGUGAUUUUGCUGUAUUAAAAGCUUAUUAUAUAUUCAUUCCUCUUUCACCACCAUCGUAUCUUCUUCAUUUGAUUGAAAAAGUUAUUUAAAAAAAAGGAGGAUUCUUUACUCUCUACAGGUUUUGAUCAUAUGGAAGAUCCUAAGGAGAACAAGAACUCGCCAUGGCUAUCAGUACCACAGUUUGGUGACUGGGAUCAGAAAGGAGGAAGCAUUCCUGAUUACUCUAUGGAUUUCUCCAAGAUCAGAGAGAUGAGGAAACAGAACAAGAGAGAUCCUUCUCGUGCCAGUCUUGGCAACGAAGAAGAACUCAUCAACCCUUUUCAUAAUCAACCUACUUCGGUUGAUAAUACCAAGCCUAAGCUCACCACCGUUCACAGUGACAACAACAAAACCCACAAUGAGUUUUCUCACCACCAACCACUUUCUCCAUCUGCGAGGAGAGGAAUCUUCAGCUGCUUCAACUGCUGCGUUAAAGCUUGAAGGUAUCUUAUAAUAGAGACGAUGAGGAGAUGGAUCUUCUUCAGCUGUUUCAAUUAUUUAUAAUAAUGAUAGUAAUGAUGAUGAUUUGAAGACAGAAAUGAAAAAUGGCAAUGUGGCAACUUAUUACUGCGGAAGCAGAGCAUUAAAUCAAGUUUGUAUGCUGUUUACUUGUUAUCUUACACUGUCUAACCAUAUGAUGUUUUGGUAAAUGUGAAGUGUAGCUAAUUUUGUGGUUUGAUGUAGAGAUUGGUACACUUGUGCAUUACAGAUGUGUGAUACAUUACGAAGAUGCAUUUAGAUUAUAAAAGUUAAAAUAUUGUCUGCUA
Molecule: messenger RNA, 834 nt
Organism: Brassica napus (rape)
Lineage: Eukaryota; Viridiplantae; Streptophyta; Magnoliopsida; Brassicales; Brassicaceae
Exons: 3
Coding region: 158-508 (116 amino acids)
Source: RefSeq, a predicted model, not a curated record